CUUAUUUCUUAUUUAAAUUAAAGGUUCUUGGUUGAAAAAGCAAUCACCCGUGAUGACAGCAAAAGAAUCAUAACAAAAACAAAAACCCAAACUCAAUUUACUUUUUUUCCAAGAAGUAAAUAUGCAGUUCUUUUUUAGUAAUAAACUAGAAAGCUGUCCCUAUUUAAAGCGAACCCUUUAGGAAAAAAUUCUAUUUUUUUCUUGAUAAAGAUAGUGUUAAGAGGCUUGAAAAAAGGUGCAAGUUACCAAAAGGGGUUCUUGUUUUUCUGCUAAUCUUUCUUUAUUCGUCCUUUUUGUUGAAAAUUUGUGUAUAUCUUGCACAAAAACAAGAUUAGACAUAGUGGGGUUUUCAGUUUUUGUGUGGAAAGUCAUUUAGAGCAGUUUUCUUGAUAAAAGUGGUAAAGGUACCAGCUUUAUCAAAUAUAUAAACCCCCCCCCACCCCCCCCCCCCCCCCAAAAAAAAAAAAAAAGGAAGGGGAUGGAGAUGAUUAAUUAUCAGUUUGGAAGGAGUUCUUAUCAGGAUUCAUUGAAAGUUCUUGAGGCUGAUAUUCAGUAUGCUAAUACUCUGGCUGCUGCAAUUCCAAGAGAAAAGGGUGGAGCACGUCUUCAAAUGAAACUGGCCUACAAUGGAUUGGCUCCUGUGUUUCUGUUUUUGCUCCGUUGGUUAGAUGGUUCCUGCACAUGUCUGCUUCCUGGAUAUCUGAAUUUCUUUCAUGUCCUCAUUUACAAGGUGCAUACAGAUGGGAGACCAAGAAUAUCUAGACAUGGAAGAAGAGCAACUAUUAGCGACUUUUAUGGCAUUAUACUGCCAUCACUGCAGCAGCUACAUUCUAACUUGGUGGAGCUGGACGAUUGUAAAGCUGUAAAUCAUGGCAUAGAAAGUUCUCAGGAGAAAGUGAAAGGAGACUCUAAAUUUUCCAACUUCGAAGCUGAGAGAGAAGAUGAAUGCGGAAUAUGCUUAGAGCCUUGUAACAAAAUGGUCUUACCAAAUUGCUGCCAUGCUAUGUGCAUUAAUUGCUACCGUGAUUGGAAUACUAGAUCAGAGUCCUGCCCCUUUUGUCGUGGUAAUUUGAAGAGAGUUAAGUCAAGAGACUUAUGGGUCCUCACCUGCAAUGAUGAAGUUGUUGAUCCUGAGACUGUUACCAAAGAGGAUUUAUUGCAUUUCUAUCUAUAUGUUAACAGCCUGCCUAAGGAUUCUCCUGAUGCACUGUUCUUGAUGUAUUAUGAAUACCUAAUAUGACAUAAAGUAUUUGAGAUAAGUAGUGUACAGAUAGAGAAAGCAAACCUUCAAAUGUACAUAAUUCUGGUGGGAGAAAUUCUCCUAAAUUUCACAGAGAAAUAACCACCUCCAUGAUUGUUUUUGUGGCGGUAUUUAUGCCAGCUUCAUGAUCAAUAUCAGAUUUUUAUUUCCAAAA
Molecule: messenger RNA, 1415 nt
Organism: Lycium barbarum (goji berry)
Lineage: Eukaryota; Viridiplantae; Streptophyta; Magnoliopsida; Solanales; Solanaceae
Product: E3 ubiquitin-protein ligase AIRP2-like
Exons: 5
Coding region: 479-1240 (253 amino acids)
Biological process (GO): protein ubiquitination
Molecular function (GO): ubiquitin protein ligase activity
Source: RefSeq, a predicted model, not a curated record